CCGCGCAACACCAAUGGUCUUGGAACCAAGACUAACAUUGAAAUAGAGGCAAUGACAAUUUUUUUGUCAUGGUAAUUUGAUUAUUCGGUCGGAUUCCUCCAUGGUCUGAUUGUCCAUUCGUGAAAGGGUUUUAUGUGAGGAUUUACGGCGUGAACCGGUUGAUGUGUCUGUCAUCCAUUCAUUAUUACGUUAGUUACCCCCUCUCUGCUACUGAUGGGACAAUCUGGCGUAGCCAUUAUACGGAACAUCAGGAUACAAGAUGGCGCACCCCAUUCGCUUACUUAGAGCACUCGUGGCUGGUGGAGUCUUCGUUCUAAUUAUCUUUAUAGCAAAGACAACAUACGACUCCCAAACCGACGUGAAUCACGUGCAAGUUGUCAGCAAAUCAGAGGAGCGGAUUAUCGGACAUGCUCGGACAACUCAAACCACAGCUUCUCCGAACGUCUCAACCAAUUUGUCUCGAACAGCGUCAAUUGUCAAAAAUGCCCACCCCAAAAAGUCACCCGACCAAACCUCAUUUGGUUUUAUCGACACGGAGCGAGGCAUGAUGGACCUGGACGCCCUCUUUCGGCGACUUGUGAUUGUCACAGCAGUUUCGGACAAUCACGUGGGUGAGGUCAUGGGGAUGAUUGCGUCUGCGCAGAAACACAUGCCCGACACACCAAUUUAUGUUUACAACUUGGGGCUCAAUGCAAAGAAUUUAAAAAAGCUUAGCGCAAUGUGCAACGUGCACAUGCGCAGACUGGUUUUCCGGGACUAUCCCGCGCACGUGAGAGACCUUCAUAUGUACGCAUGGAAAGUUGUCAUAAUGCGCGAAACCCUGACAGAAUUUGGUGCCAUUUUCUACGGUGACGCGUCUGUGCGGUUCACGGGGUCACUGCGCACGCUCUUUCCAUACCUCCACCUCCACCACGGUUAUAUGUGCCACAUUCACGGCUUCGACCCCAAAAUCAAACAGAAGACCACGCACCAGUAUUUUAAGACGCACAUGGAUAUGUAUGCUGAAUUGGGAGUUGACAGGGAAAAGUAUUUUAAAUCGGUCAAAGAAGCCCCUCACAUCUCAGCCGGGAGAAUUCUAAUGGUGAACAACUCAAUCAUACGAGAGCGCCUCUUGAUACCUCUGUACGAGUGUGCAAUGAGGAAACAGUGCAUUAAACCCAAAGGUGCUAAGACUGGGGGCCACCGUUAUGACGCCUCUGCCCUGGCAAUUAUCGUCUACAAAAACCUGAGGAAUGAGUGGACGGAAGAGAAUAAUAACGUCAAGGAGUUUGACGAGAUUGUUGAUAUAAAACGAACCAUCAAAGACAAAGACGGUGUAAAAUAUUGCGGAGAACUCCCAAUUUAAACGAUAUGUUUUUACGGUCCUAGGUGGCAACAGACUCACGAUUGUAUUAUUAUUAUUAUUAUUAAUGGCUUAAUUGGUUAUCGAAUUUGCAAGAAAAGAUAUGAAAGAAACA
Messenger RNA from Asterias rubens (European starfish), 1457 nucleotides. RefSeq lists its product as uncharacterized. The coding region runs from base 260 to 1345 and encodes 361 amino acids. The transcript is spliced from 5 exons. The record is from RefSeq and is a predicted model, not a curated record. Lineage: Eukaryota; Metazoa; Echinodermata; Asteroidea; Forcipulatida; Asteriidae.